Aethina tumida (small hive beetle) is the source of this 6052-nucleotide messenger RNA. It is a transcript of the gene LanB1, whose product is annotated as laminin subunit beta-1. Lineage: Eukaryota; Metazoa; Arthropoda; Insecta; Coleoptera; Nitidulidae. The transcript is spliced from 17 exons. The record is from RefSeq and is a predicted model, not a curated record. The coding region runs from base 392 to 5851 and encodes 1819 amino acids.
GAAGAUCAAUCAGUGUCAGUGUCCUCAAAUCAAAGAAAAUAAUAUUAAAUCCAACCGAAUUUCUUCACUCGAUAAGACCACGAUAAACGAGAAAAAGUGAGCCGACUGGCCGGGCUCAACACUGUUCCGUACCAUUUGUUGAACACAUGUUUUCAAGUUUUCAGUGGUGGAAAAUACGAUAGUGUACAUUUCAAUGGACAAACUAAAGAAUCGUUACCACGAUAAUUUUGCUGUGUCGGCGACGUGCGUAGUCUAAACUUGGAAGUGAAAUACGUUCUUUUCGUUUAACAAGCACUUUUUUUGGAUAAGACUAGCGCCUCCGAGCUAACGCCACUACAGCACGUUCAGACGGUCAUACACACAGACCGACUGGACGUACCAAAAAUUCGCCAUGUAUAGACAAUCGUCUGGAAUAUGGUUCCUAAUUUUCUUACAAUUUAUAUUUUUAACAGAAACAAGUCCACAGUUUCAGUAUAGUGGAAACAGACAAAGAUUUAGGGGUAACAAGGCACCGGUAAUACUUAGGGGUGAUCAACCACCUCCACCAGAUUUAGACCAGGAUCUCGAUGGUGAAAUUCAUCCAUUCGCUGACGUACUCAAAUAUCAUCUGCGCAAUAAUAUUAAUAAGGGUGUGUAUGAACCACGAAAGCCACACCCGUGCGAGCAAAGCUCAUGUUACCCAGCCACUGGAAACCUGCUGAUAGGCAGAGAAAAGCAGUUGUACGCCUCAUCAACAUGUGGUUUGGAGAAGCAAGAAAGAUACUGCAUAGUGUCCCACUUAGAGGACAGGAAGAAGUGCUUCUGGUGUGACUCCAGCGCCAGAGAAAGGCCCGGCUCCGUCAAGAGCCACAACAUCAGCAACAUAGUCUACAGAGUCUUCCCGGGAACCAACCAAAAAACCUGGUGGCAAUCGGAGAAUGGCAAGGAAAACGUGUACAUCCAGUUGGACUUGGAAGCCGAGUUCCACUUCACCCACAUGAUAAUAACGUUCAAAACGUUCAGGCCUGCGGCCAUGUUGAUCGAACGAUCCGACGACUUCGGGAAGAACUGGCAAGUCUACCGGUACUUCGCCCACAAUUGUACGGAAAGUUUCCCCGGCGUAAGACAAGGAGACCCAACCAACUUAACUGACGUGAUCUGCGAAAGCCGUUACUCGGGGAUAGACCCUCUGACGGACGGUGAAAUCAUCUACAAAGUCAUCCCCCGUACCGUCUCAAUCCUCAACCCCUACUCCGAACAAGUGCAAAGCUUGCUGAAAAUGACCAACUUGCGUAUCAACUUCACCAAGUUGCACACCUUGGGUGACGAUUUGCUCGACAAAAGAGCGGAGAUACAAGAGAAGUACUACUACGCGAUCACCGACAUGGUUGUGAGAGGUUCCUGCUCGUGUUACGGACACGCCAACAGAUGCCUCCCGCUGCCCGGCAUCAAACCUAAGGCGGACAUGGUGCACGGAAGAUGUGAGUGCACCCACAACACCAAAGGCAGAAACUGCGAGCAGUGCGAAGACUUCUUCAACGACCUUCCUUGGAGGCCGGCCAUUGGAAAACAAUCCAACGCCUGCAAAAGAUGUAACUGUAACAACCACGCGACGAGUUGCCAUUACGACCCAGCUUUGUACGAAGCCACGGGUCAGGUAAGUGGAGGUGUUUGCGAUGGUUGUGAACACAACACCAUGGGGUCGAACUGUGAGCAGUGCAAACCCUUCUACUACAGAGACCCGACCAAGGACAUACAAGAUCCCGAAGUUUGCAGAGAGUGCGAUUGUGAUCCAAGAGGCUCCCUGGAAGGAGGUAGCUGCGACUCAAUUACAGAUACAGUCAAUGGUCUGGUAGCCGGUAAAUGUCACUGUAAGGCUAACGUGGAAGGUAGACGUUGUGAUGGCUGCAAAAAUGGAUACUGGAACUUCACUGAAGCUAAUCCAGAAGGAUGUCAACCCUGUACCUGUAACACCUUGGGUACUGUUGACAAUCAAGGCUGCAACGUUGAUUACGGUACUUGUACUUGCAAACGUUACGUCACUGGCAGUAACUGUGACCAGUGUUUGCCGGAAUAUUGGGGACUAUCGGAACAGGACUACGGUUGCUCACCAUGUGAUUGUGAUAUGGGUGGUUCUUACGACAAUAACUGUGACGUUAUUACCGGUCAAUGUAGAUGCAGAGACUUUAUGACUGGCCGUACUUGUGACACCCCUGCUCAACAAUACUACACGGUUAAUUUAGACUUCUUACUAUACGAAGCUGAGAACGCCCAAUCCAAUGGACAGGUACUAAUCAGAGAACCCUUCCGUGAUGGCCAUCCGAACACCUGGACAGGAGAAGGUUUCAAUAAAGUCACUGAAGGAAACUACAUGGAGUUUGUUGUGGAUGACAUCAAAACAUCAACAGAUUACGAUAUUAUCAUCCGUUACGAACCAUUGUUACCUGGUGCCUGGGAGGAUGUUGAUGUAACAAUUCACAGACCUGAUUACAUAGAUCCAAACGGCCCGUGUAAGGACUACGACCUCAUUAAUGACAAAAAACGUGUCGCCUUAUUAUCUGACCGAACGUCAAUCAAAGUAGUACCGUCUUCUUGUCUAGAAGCAAACAAAGUUUAUAAAGUCACCUUGGAAUUCAGAAGAUACAGCUUCGACAAAGAAACACCUUCAGCUUCUGUACUAAUUGACUCAAUUGUUUUGAUUCCGUCAAUUGAUAAACUUCCCAUCUUCCACGGGUCUGUUGCUGCUGAAGACAGGUUAGCUGAAUACACCAGAUAUAACUGUGACGAACUGAUGCACAACGCUUACCACACACAAAUACCAGAGAUUUGUAAAAAGUACCACGUCAGUAUUGGAGCUUACUUCAAUAAUGGAGCUGCAUCUUGUCAAUGCGACCCCACUGGCUCAACAAGUAAGCUGUGCAACUCCACCGGAGGUUACUGCCAAUGUAAACCCAACGUUGUUGGAAGGAAAUGUGAUAGAUGUGCCCCUGGUACUUACGGCUUUGGGCCGGAAGGAUGCAAAGCUUGUGAUUGCAACAGCAUUGGCUCCUUGGACAACUUCUGUAAUGUAACAACUGGCCAAUGUAAAUGCAGAGCCAACACGUACGGCAGGGAAUGCGACCAAUGUCGCACAGGGUUCUGGAACUUCCCCAACUGUCAAAGAUGUGACUGUAACGGUCAUGCGGAUAUUUGUGACGCCCGUACCGGCGCUUGCAUCAGUUGUAGAGAUAGUACAGAAGGUCACUAUUGUGAGAAAUGUGUUAAAACGUUCUACGGUGACCCUAGGAUUGGUGUGGACAUACCCUGCAGACCUUGCCCAUGUCCAGGCAGCCCAGGCUCCAAUCAUUCGUACGCAGACAAUUGCUCGCUAGACCCCUACUCCAAAGAUGUCAUUUGCGACUGCAAGGAAGGAUACGCUGGUCUGCAUUGUGACGUUUGUUCCGACAACUAUUUUGGAAAUCCGGAGGUGCCCGGCGGUUCUUGUCAACCGUGCGACUGCAGCGGCAAAAUUAAUUACCUCACUCCAGGAAAUUGUGACCCGCACACCGGCAAAUGUAAGAACUGUCUUGACGACACCACCGGUGACCACUGCGAAGUUUGUAGACCUGGUUUCUUUAGAUACGGGCCCGACGAACGGUGUCAACCUUGUCAGUGCUUCAUUCUUGGAUCCAACGCCACAGCAGGUGCUUGCAAUCCAGAAGGUGGACAAUGUAACUGCUAUCCCAACGUUGCGGGAAUCACCUGUGACGAAUGUAUCGAGUUCCACUGGAAGAUUGCCAGUGGUGAGGGUUGCGAACCCUGCGACUGUGACCCACAAGGUUCUCUUAGUCCGCAAUGUAACGAAUUUGAUGGUCAGUGCGAAUGUGCUCGUGGUUUUGGAGGUAGACAAUGUAAUGAAUGUAUGAGGAAUUUCUAUGGUGAUCCACGACAAGAAUGCAAACCAUGUGACUGUGACCCCUAUGGUUCAAAAACAAGUCAGUGUGACAUGGUUACUGGCGCCUGCGUCUGUAAACCUGGCAUCGGUGGAUAUAGAUGCGAUGUAUGUGCCAGAGGAUACAUUGGUGACUCACCUAAUUGCCAACCAUGCGGUGAAUGCUUCGACAACUGGGAUAGAAUUUUGGGAGAAGUCAGAAAUAACACCUUGGACAUCAUUGAAAGAGCUGGGGACAUUAAGAAGGUUGGAGCCACUGGUGCUUACACGAAAGAGUUUGAAGACAUGCAAAACCAACUGGACGAAGCUGAACAGUUACUCAAUAACACUGAUGACAUUAACGUAGAAGGAAUCGAGCAAGAAUUGCUGAAGCUGAGAAAUCAAAUCAACCAAACUGAGUACGGUAAACUGAAGGAUGUUGAAGAACUUCUAGACAACACAAAAGAAAAUCAGAUCUCCACAACCUUGAAGCUGGAAAGACUAAACUUGAAGAUGAUAGACUUACAAACUAAAACAAAGGAGUUGGAAGAAAACGGCACUCAAUUGCAAGAAGCCAAUGUAAGAGGAGCCCUGAAUUUGAUCAAGAGUGCAAAGAACAAAGCUGAUGCUGCUGCAAACAAAGCUCAACACACACUGGAAACAAUCAAAGAAGCAGACGUAGGAUGUAAAGCUACAGAGAACCACUUAAAUACAACUGAAAAGUUUUACAAACAGCAACUGGAGACCAAUAAAAAUGCACUGAAUUCCAUUGUAGAUAAAAUUAACAGCUUAAACGACCAAAUUCCCGAAUUAAACCAUCUUGUUUGUGACGGAAGUGAGUUUCCUUGUGAUGAAAUAUGUGGCGGUGCUGGAUGUGGAAGUUGCGGCAAUCAGUUCUCCUGCGAAAACGGUGCCAAACAACUUGCUGAAACGGCAGUUAGCAUUGCCAAUAAUACUGAAACGACGUUAAGAAACAAGGAGUCAGAAGCUAAUGAGUUUAUUAGGAAUAUUUCUCACAUUAAUACGCAAAAAACAAGAGAUUUAUCUCAGGAAGUAUUCGAUAAAAUAAGAGGAAAUUUAAUUUCGACCAAUGACACCUUGAAUAACGCCACUGAGUUGCUGAACGAUAUGAAGGAGUUCUUGGGACAAAACCAUACACAACCUGAAGAGUUGAACGAGAUUAUUGAUCAAAUCUUGGAUACUGAAAUGAAGUACAACAGGAGUGAGGUUGAGAAAUUGGCGCAACAAAUCAAGGAAUCGGUGGACCGUUUAGCAAACACCGACAAAAUUAUUGAGGCCACCAAACACGACUUACAAAAAGUGAACCAAUUAAAGAUGCAAGCUCUGGAAAGAAAGGAGCAAUCGCAGAAGCUUCUCAACGAAGCCGAGGAAAUAAAAACUUCGUUGAAUAUAACGAAUGAAAAACAGAAGGAGGCCUCUGAUGCUAUUGACACUGCUUGGAGGGACUACGAACAAGUUGAAUCCAGAUUAUACGAGAUUGGAAACAAGACGCAAGAAGCUCAGGUCACCACAUCGGAAAUCAGCAACCAUAUUCACGAGAUGAAGCAGAAACUGAACGAGCUUCAAGCCAAUACGACCAACAAUGGCAUAUAUGCCGACAAAAUAAUGGAAGAGUCCGUUAAUAUAAUGAAAAAUGCCGAAAAAACUCAAGACGACUUCAACCAGUUGAAGGAUAAAUACAAUAAUGCGAAGGACCAACUUCACCAGGACUUGAAUCGUGUCAAAUUAUCCAAGGAACGGUCCAAGGAAUUGAUAACGAAAGCUUUUGCUUUGGGAGACAAGGUCACAAAGACUCUUGAGGACAUUCAAAAGCUCGAAAAUAGUUCGAGGGACGACUUAUUAAGUGUCCUCGAAAAUAAAUUAAAUGGACUAAUAUUAAACAUGAAUAGAUACACUAACGAACUCCAAGGAAAGGUGGAUUAUUAUAAGCAGUGUACGUAAUUUUGUAAAUAGCAACUUGCAAUAAAUAACUGUAUUUCAGUUUUAAAGAGAUUUUUUAUUAAUUUUUUAAAUAAGUUAUACUAUUAACAUUAUUUUAAUUGAAUAUUUUUUUAAUAUCUAUACCAAUGUGUAAUCACUGCCUAUUACAUUAAGCUAUGGAUGUAUUUAUUGAGUGAGAAAAUAAAACAAUAACUUAGUUGA